This is a messenger RNA of Lindgomyces ingoldianus, 3676 nucleotides long. RefSeq lists its product as uncharacterized. Lineage: Eukaryota; Fungi; Ascomycota; Dothideomycetes; Pleosporales; Lindgomycetaceae. Gene Ontology annotation, molecular function: phosphatidylserine decarboxylase activity; calcium ion binding. Gene Ontology annotation, biological process: phospholipid biosynthetic process. The transcript has 6 exons. Bases 189 to 3482 code for a protein of 1097 amino acids. The record is from RefSeq and is a predicted model, not a curated record.
GCCACCCGUCGCAGCGUCCUGCCCGCCCGCGCACCCACCCCCCCGACGUCCCCCACCGAUCCUGUGUCCCACUGCAUGAAUUGAGCCUCGGCGCGAGCAUUCAAGCGUUCUUGGCGAUCCAGCCCAGCAAGCAGGUUCCGCGUCGCAGCAUCCGCAGCGCAGAGAUCCACGAUUCGCCAGCCGCCAGCAUGCCGCGCCCGACCUUGACCUCCAAGCUGUCGCUUCCCCAUCGCCUCAAAAACAACCACAAUAACGGCUCCGGCACCAACUCGAGCCCGACGAGCGUCCCCGCAAGCCGCAGCUCGAGCCCCAAGCGCGCCAUGUUAGACCCCGCGAAGGCUGGCCUGGUGUUGAGGGCCAAUGUGCUCAAGGGUAGAAACCUGGCUGCGAAGGAUAGGAGCGGCACUUCGGAUCCUUAUCUCGUGCUCACUCUUGGCGACGUCAAGCAAGCCACGCCCACCAUCAACAAGACACUGAACCCGGAAUGGAAUCAGACGCUCGACUUGCCUAUCACGGGUGUGCAGAGCCUGCUCCUCGAAGUCUGCUGCUGGGACAAGGAUCGCUUUGGCAAGGACUACAUGGGUGAGUUUGACGUCAUCCUAGAGGACGUCUUCCAGAACGGGAACCCUACACAGGAGCCCCGGUGGUUUCCUUUGGAGUCUAGGCGUACCGGAAAGAAGAAGAGUGUGGUUACGGGAGAAGUCUGCAUCCAGUUCUCCCUCAUGGACGCCAGCAACCCCUCGGCCAGCCCCGAACAACUUAUCCAGAAGCUUAUGGGAUUCGCGGCGACAAGCCCUAGCCCGGAUGACGAAGACGAGGAGUCCUUGCUGCGCAUGGAGAGCGCCGAAGUCGAUGAGCAGGAAGAGGAGGAGGAGGAAGAUGGCUCUGAUGAAGUCCAAGAUGAGUCUAAGAAGGCUGAAGUUAGGGAGAAACGACGCAAGAGACUCCGGCUGGCGAAGCUGAAGCGGAAGGCCAAACUUCGCGCUUAUGAGUUUUCUGGAAAGACUGAGGUCGCUGGAGUGCUGUUCCUGGAGAUUGUCAAAAUUACAGACCUGCCUCCGGAGCGAAAUGUGACCAGGACCUCUUUCGAUAUGGACCCGUUCGUUGUCACCUCGCUCGGAAAGAACACGUACCGCACCAAGGUCGUCAACCAUAACCUCAAUCCUAUUUUCGAAGAGAAGCUCGUCUUCCAGGUCCUCCGACAUGAAACAAACUACUCACUGUGCUUCACUGUCAUUGACCGCGACAAAUUCUCUGGGAACGAUUAUAUUGGGGCUGUCAAUUUCCCGCUCGAGAAAGCGGUGUCGGUCGCUCCUGAGGCUGAUCCAACUACUGGGCUAUACCGACUCCCCGAACCUCAGGAUUCCCCGGGCAUUCCAGAAGCCAGACGAUCCCGCUUCCGUCUCCCCAUGUCUCGAUCUUCUUCUGCUCACAGCCUGUCUCGUCUAGCAAGACCGUCGCUGAAGAAAGAGAACUCCCAAGGCUCGCUGUCAAUCAACUUGAAGGAUUCCAGCGGUACUCUACCUCCCCCUCCCACGAGUGCCCCCACAACCCCUGGUGUAAAUAUGGAUGGAAAUGGCGCCCUUGCCCCUCCCGUACCCGCCGUUAAUGUUGACCCGAGCACAGCGGACGACCAGGACCUCAAGCUAUAUACACUCCCCCUCGAAAUGAAGAACAAAGAUCGCUGGGAGACAAAGCACAGCCCAACUCUGUAUAUUCGGGCCAAAUAUUUGCCGUACAAAGCCUUGAGACAGCAGUUCUGGAGGGCCAUGCUCAAGCAGUAUGAUGCAGAUGAUAGUGGUCUAAUUGACAAAGUCGAACUCACUACUAUGCUGGAUACCUUAGGCUCAACACUGCACGAAUCUACGAUCGACAGCUUCUUUGAGAGGUUCUCUGCUGAGAACAACGGGGAGGGAGUAUUAACAUUCGACCAAAGCGUUAUUUGUCUAGAAGACCAGCUCCAAAACACGCAAGAGCGUGGAACAAUGAGAGGGGCUUGGGACCACUUGACACCUUCGAGCAGUGACCUGCUAAGCGAAACUCCUGGUACCAUGACGCCUUCAGCAACGUCUGGAUCACGAACGCCACUGAAUUUUCAGUCUUCGUCCACCUCGAUCCCAACAUUGCAACCGGAGUCGAUGGGCAAGGAAGGCGAGGAAGGCGAGACCAUCAUGCCUGAUGAUCUUGCGGAUGAGAAGGGCGAAGAACACGUGAUUGAGAUUCGAGAAUGCCCCAUCUGCCAUCAGCCUCGACUAAACAAGAAGUCGGAUGCUGAUAUAAUCACUCAUGUUGCUACUUGUGCCAGUCAAGAUUGGCGACAGGUGAAUAACAUCGUCAUGGCCGGAUUCGUUACCUCUAGCCAGGCGCAGCGGAAAUGGUACUCGAAGGUCAUCACCAAGAUAUCGUAUGGUGGCUACAAGCUUGGAGCCAACUCCGCCAAUAUCCUAGUGCAAGACCGCAUCACCGGACAAAUUAACGAGGAGCGGAUGAGUGUGUACGUUCGACUUGGAAUUCGUCUGCUCUACAAGGGGUUGAAGGCCAACAACAUGGAGAAGAAGCGAAUCCGAAAAUUACUUAAAUCCCUUAGCUUCAAGCAGGGUAAGAAAUACGAUGACCCAGCUUCAGCUGCGGAAAUUGAGGGUUUUAUUGCCUUCCACCAGCUAGAUAUGUCUGAGGUCCUGCUUCCACUGUCAGAGUUUAAGAACUUCAAUGAGUUCUUUUAUCGUGCCCUGAAGCCGAAUGCACGACCAUGUUCUGCUCCUGAUGAUCCAAGAGUUAUCACAUCGCCCGCCGACUGCCGAAGCGUGGUCUUCAAUACUCUCGACCAGGCCCAAGCGAUUUGGGUCAAAGGACGCGAGUUCACGCUUCAACGUCUUCUCGGGGAUGCUUAUCCAGAUGAUGCAAAACGCUAUGUGGGAGGCUCCCUCGGUAUCAUGCGUCUGGCGCCCCAGGACUACCAUCGAUUUCACAUUCCCGUCGACGGUGUGAUGGGCGAGCCAAAGACUAUUGAAGGUGAGUAUUACACUGUCAAUCCAAUGGCUAUCAGGUCGGCUCUUGACGUAUAUGGCGAAAAUGUUCGCGUCCUUGUUCCCAUCGACUCGGAGGUCCACGGUCGAGUGAUGGUUAUCUGUGUGGGCGCAAUGAUGGUUGGUAGCACCGUCAUCACCAGAAGGGCAGGCGAGAAGGUCAGGAGGGCGGAAGAGCUUGGUUACUUCAAGUUUGGCGGAAGUACGCUUCUAUUACUCUUCGAGCCAGGGCAAAUGAGAUACGACGAUGAUCUUGUCGACAACUCCAAGUCUGCCUUGGAGACUCUGAUCCGUGUCGGCAUGUCCAUUGGCCACAGCCCGAGCAUGGCGGCGCAUGCACCAGACAUGCGUAAAGAGAAUCCGACGAUGGAGGAGAAGCAGGAUGCAAAGCGUCGUAUUGAAGGCAGUCUUGCGCCACAGGGUGUGAAAGGGCCGAUGGCAGGAGCUGGAAUGUGAACUGUAAAGUAAAGCGGGAAAGUGGAAAAGUGCAUAAUCUCUGCGAAUUGGUAUACGAUGUGACAAGGAUAGAAACGCAGGGACAUGAAAGCAUACGGGAUUGCGGCUCUUGGGUGCUGCUUUUUCAAGGGAGUUCUUGCUAUAAAGUGCGGUUGUACUAAACACAUACAUGGGACCGUUUAGCUAGCUUGUUG